This is a messenger RNA of Paramecium pentaurelia, 2466 nucleotides long. Lineage: Eukaryota; Ciliophora; Oligohymenophorea; Peniculida; Parameciidae. The record is from the annotation of a GenBank genome assembly.
AUGGGUUAAGCAAAUUCAUAAAAUUUACAAUAAUCAAAAAUGGAUGUUCCUAAGAUCAGUUAGCUAUAAUUUUGGAAGUAAUCUACAGAUAUUCGAUAUGGAGAAAUUAGAAUAUUCAAGACUUAAGAUCAACAUGCUGUAGCUGUUAAAGAUCAUAUUUUUUAAGAUGAUGAAUAAUGGAAUUAAUUCAAAAUAAUAUAAGAAAAAUAAAUGGGAAAUGUAAUUUUUCAUAAUAAAUUAAAUAUAGAAAUAGAGCACUCCUUUCUUAAUUUAAAUGAUUGAUUUAUAACAUGUUACAGAAAAGGAACUCUGCACUUAAUUAACUUAAGCUCAUAGUGUCUAUGAAUAUUUUGAUGAAUAUUUAGAAAGAGUUAUAAAUGAAUUAGCUGAAACUAAAUAAUAUUUUGAAGAAAUUGAAAUAGUUGCUAUGUUACAUUGUACAGUAAUAAACUGAAAUCUAAAAUUAGUUAAUGGCAUUAUAAAGAUUGAAUGAUCAAUAGAAAUAACAUGGUGACAUUAGACCUUUGACUAUAAGUAUGACAUCUUUUGCAAAAAGGAGUUAAUUUCGUUAGAAUCAUCCAUUUCCAGUUUUUAAAUUAACUGACAUCUAAGAAAUGACAGAAAUGAAUUCUUAUAGAAGAUGCAUAGCUAAAUAAUAAGGUUAGUAUAAUUUAAGUCCUGAAUAAUUAUCUUCACUUAAACAGAAAGUAUUAAGACCAAAUAUUGAUUAAAAUAAAUCAGAUGUAUUUUGUAUUGGAUUAACGGCAUUAUAAAUGGCAACUUUAAGUUUUAUUUAGGACAUUUAUGAUAUUCAAUCUUAUACUUUUAAUAUGGAAAAAUUAGAUGAUCAUCUAUUUUUUCUGAAAUCUUAAUAUAGUUCUGAUUUAUAUGAAAUAGUUGAAUCUUUACUUGUUAUGGCUCCUGAUAAUAGGCCUAAUCCAAAACAAGCUCAUGAAUUAUUACAUAGAUAUAGAUUUUAAUUAGAAGAUUAUUUUAGAGUAAUAAUAUAAAAUUUACAUAUAUUAGUUCUCUUCUAUUUCUGAAUUCAUACCAAAUUAUUCAAUUGAUUUCAGAGAAUAGAGUAAUGGAUAUGGUAUUUAAAAAUAAAGAGUUGUUGAUCAAUAAUUACAUGCAUCAUAAAAUUAAGAUCCUAAUAAUUUAUAUCAUUAAGUUGAGGAUCUCGAUUAAAGAGCUAAAAUAGCUUUAAAAAGAAGUUAGGAUGCUUAAAUAAGAUUCUAAAAAUCCCCUACAAAAAAAUUGAAAGUUCCUCUUCCUAAUUGGGAACCAACUAAAAGUUUACAAUAAUACUAGAAUUUACAACCAAUUACUUUAUAAGAAAUUCUACCUUUAUAAAAUAAAUAAAUGAAUAUUUAAAGUGAUUAAAUUAUUAUAUAGGAUCCUCCUUCUAAUAGACAAUCUUUCUUUAAAAAAUUAACUAACCCCUAAUAAUAUUAAUAAUAGAAUUACAAUGAACAUGAAUAAAUCAUCCAUAAUGAUGAUGAAUAUGCUUAUAAUCAUUAAGAAAUUGAUGAAUAACCAAAAUAAAGUUUAGUUGAAUAAGUUGAAUUAACAAAUUCUAAUUUAAAAACUUUAUAAUAAAAACCUAUUACAAAUUAAUAUGAUAAUAACUAAUUUUAAUAAUAAUCAUUAUUUCAAUCAAUUAACACUGAUUAAAAGAAGUUUCCUUAAUAUUAAUAAUAAUAAUAAUAAUAAUAAUAAUAAUAAUAAUAAUAAUAAUAAUAAUAAUAAUAAUAAUAAUAAUAAUAAUAAUAAUAAAUACAAUAACAAAGUUAUUCUUAAUAUUAAUAAUAAUCAUAUCAAUAUUCAAAUCAAGUUUAAUCAAAACAAUUAUAAAAUAUUGAAUAGUAAUCAUAAGCUAGAUCAUCAACUUAUAAUUAUCCAUCAAAUUAAAUUAAUGAAAGCAUGAAUGAUCAUCAAAGAUCUCCUUAUGCUUUAUAAUAAAGAUAGUCUUUAGCAUUAUCUUAAGAUAAAGUGAUUACAUAAUAAUUAACAGGAUAAUAAGUUGAGCAAACUCUUUAAAAUAGGUAAUCUAUUCGUCAAGAUUCAUUUGGAGUAGGAUCUUAAAGACCAUAAUAACCAUUAGUAGUUCCAAAAUCUCCAGAAAUAGAACCUAAAAAUAUUUUCCCUUAAUUUGAAUAAGAAAAAUAACCUUAAUAGAAUUAAAGAUCUCCAAUUUAACCACUUGAAAGGAUUGAUGAUGAAGAACAAGAGCCAAAUUAUAAUCCACAUUUAACAGAAUUAAAUGACUCUUAAUAAGCAAUAUCAAUAUAGAGUAAACCAUAAAGUAUGAGGGGCACAAUGGUAGGUAGUUAAACUCAAUUAAAGGUUCCUCCCUCUGCUGUAUCAAGAUAAUAACGUCCAACAAUAUAAAAAUAGCCAACUACUUCAUAGAAAAAUAUUUAUAAUCUUUCAUAAAAGAAAAGCAGUAAAAUAAUAAAAAAAUGA